Anguilla rostrata (American eel) is the source of this 1770-nucleotide messenger RNA. RefSeq names its product sex hormone-binding globulin (gene shbg). The record is from RefSeq and is a predicted model, not a curated record. Gene Ontology annotation, molecular function: steroid binding. Lineage: Eukaryota; Metazoa; Chordata; Actinopteri; Anguilliformes; Anguillidae. The transcript is spliced from 9 exons. Bases 123 to 1292 code for a protein of 389 amino acids.
UGAUCGAUAAUUCUGGUGGUCAAAGACAGGACCGGCUUAUUCAUGCAUUUGCAGAGAGACCGCGGAGAAGAGGGUUGCCAUAGUUUGUCGGACACCUGCUGAAUAUCUGAGCGUGCUGAAGAAUGGGCCCCUGGGAGGUCAUACUGCUACUGCUCUGUAUGAGCUCCACUUGCUUGGGACAAGCAGUUGAAGGAAGCGGAAGCAGGGACAGAACACGACUGAUAUCAGGAAGGGGGUCCAUCAAUCUUGGCCAACGAUGGGGUUCCAAAUCACCCUUGAUGAACACCAGUGCAAACCUGACAGAAAUUACCAGCAUUAAGUCCUCAUUUGAGUUCAGAACACUAGACCCUGAGGGAGUGGUGUUUUAUGGAGACACGAAAGGGGGCGCAGACUGGUUUGUGCUUGGACUGAGGGGGGGUGUGCCUGAGAUGCAAGUCGGAAAAGCAAAUACACUGACCAGUGUGGCAGGUGGCCCCAAGCUCAAUGAUGGAAAGUGGCACAAGGUGGAACUUCGCAGCGAGGGUGUCUUUGUGGUGUUGGAAGUAGACGGCACAGCUGCAUUGGUGCUGGGACUGCACACCAAUCCAGAAGAUUAUAACUUGGAAGGAAAAAUGCGUCUCUCACUUGGUGGAAUCCUUGUCAGAGAGCUGGAGCUUUUAAAUCCGCUUCGGACAGAGAUGGAUGGCUGUGUGCGAGCAGGUAACUGGCUGAACCUCAGCACCCCCUGGGAGAUAGACGUUAAUGAGGAGCUCCGUCCCUGCUUCGAUGAGAUCCAAAAAGGCAGCUACUUCCCUGGGACCGGCCUGGCUCUGUUUAACUCCUCAGACUUUCCAGCAAAGCAAAUGGAUGAGGGUGGAGCUGAGGUGAAGAUCCAGGGACACUCCUCGGAGUGGAAUGGAACUGUUCUGAGCCUCACGGGCUCCCAGGACAAGCCAGUGCUCACCAUCACUGCCAAGGCGCAAACGGCGGAGCUUAUAGUGACAUUUGGCACACAAACUGCAACUCUGAAGUUAGGUCCACAUAGUCUGGCCCUGAAAUUAUCAGGCCAUGCAGUCCAAGUGGAGCUUGGCCAGCAGCAGCUAUCAAAGCUGGUGGACGUUACACAUGACUGGGUGACAAUGUGGAACAAAGGGAUGGUCCUGGCUUUCGGGGGAGUACCAGGCGAUAGCGAUUCCCAAUGGCUGGAGGGCUGCCUGUCACUGAUCCAAGUUCAAGGACAGGAUGUGGAUCUGGACUGGGCCUUGCAGAAGCACAGCUUUAUCUCCUCCCACAGUUGCCCUUUCUCACCUUAAGCAAUGGGAUAUCCAAUGGGUAUACUGCGUGGAUCCAUGUUUUGAACCUCUUUUUCCUUGCCCCCUUCACCUCAGCUUAUUGAUACACCAUCUUUCCUGACCCUUGACCCAUCAUUCCAUAUUCAUCAUCAAACUGGAUCCUACCCCAAAACGUAUCUUAUGCUAACCUCCUUGCUCUGGUUCUCAACUACCCAUGACACUCAUAAGUCCUCUGUCUUCCUAACCUCCCACUUACUUUUUAUCCCUAUUCUCCUACUUUUUUCUCACUUCAUUGUGUUUCCAAAUUCUUUCCCUACACCUACAAUGACCCAUAUUUUCCCUACAAGCAUAUUGUGCUGUCCUUUCCAAAUGGCUUUCAUCUGCUAGAACACUAUGUAAGAUUAUUGUUAUUUUUAUUUUGACAACAACCAGUUGGAUUAACCAUAAAAAUGUGAGGGAAUGGUUUCUUAUUCCCUUAUUAAAAAACUUUAAAAAUCCA